Messenger RNA from Ctenopharyngodon idella (grass carp), 1582 nucleotides. Its product is annotated as CD5 antigen-like. NCBI's taxonomy places the organism in Eukaryota, Metazoa, Chordata, Actinopteri, Cypriniformes, Xenocyprididae. The coding region runs from base 152 to 1582 and encodes 476 amino acids. Gene Ontology annotation, cellular component: membrane. The record is from RefSeq and is a predicted model, not a curated record. The transcript is spliced from 7 exons.
GAGGUUAGAGAUACUUGAUGAUCAGUCGUGGGUUUCAGUGUGUGCUGCUGCCUUUGACCAGCAGGAUGCAGAGGUUGUGUGUAGAGAGCUGGACUGUGGGGCUCCUGUACAGGUGCUGGGAGAAGAUGCUUUUGGCAAAGGAGACGCUCAGAUGUGGACACAAGAGAUUCAGUGCAGAGGAAAUGAGUCUCAGAUUCACCUCUGUUCAACAUCACCAUCACAUGAAAACAACUGUUCACAUGAACACAGCAUUGGUUUGCUGUGUACUGACAUAAUAAAUGUGAGGUUGGUUGGAGGUCACAGUCGCUGUGCUGGUAGAGUGGAGGUUCUUCAUAGAGGUCAGUGGGGAACAGUGUGUGGUGCUGGCUGGGAUUUGGCUGAUGCUGCAGUGGUGUGUAGAGAGCUGGACUGUGGAGAACCUGUAGAUGCUCUGCAUGGUGUUCAUUUUGGACUGGGACCAAAAGCGAUUUUUAGGAUGAAAAAUGCAGUGUGUACUGGUUCAGAGUCUACACUUAAGAAAUGUGGAUUCAUGCAACCAACUGAACCUGGUGUGUGUCUUGAUAAGAGUGCUCAAGUCAUUUGUUCAGAAGUCAGGCUGGUUGGAGGUUCUCGCUGCUCUGGGAGAUUGGAGAUACUUGAUGAUCAGACGUGGGUUUCAGUGUGUGCUGCUGCCUUUGACCAGCAGGAUGCAGAGGUUGUGUGUAGAGAGCUGGACUGUGGGGCUCCUGUACAGGUGCUGAGAGAAGAUACUUUUGGAAAAGGAGACUCUCAGAUGUGGACACAAGAGAUUCAGUGCAGAGGAAAUGAGUCUCAGAUUCACCUCUGUCCAACAUCACCUUCACUUGAAAACACCUGUUCAUAUGAAGAUGAUGUUGGCUUGGUGUGUGCAGACAAUAUGAGAGUGAGGUUGGUUGGUGGCCACAGUCGCUGUGCUGGUAGAGUGGAGGUUCUUCAUAGAGGUCAGUGGAGAACAGUGUGUGAUAAUUGCUGGGAUUUGGCUGAUGCUGCAGUGGUGUGUAGAGAGCUGGACUGUGGAGAACCUGUAGAUGCUGUGGGUGGUGCUCAUUUUGGACCAGGAUCAGGAUCAAUCUGGACAAAUCGCAGUUUAUGUACUGGAUCAGAGUCUACAGUGAAGAACUGUGGAUCAGUAAAUUGGGGUUUUUAUGACUGUGAUCAUACAAAAGAUGCAGGAGUCAUCUGCUCAGGUGUCAGGCUUAUUGGAAACUCCAGCUGCUCUGGGAGGUUAGAGAUACUUGAUGAUCAGUCGUGGGUUUCAGUGUGUGCUGCUGCCUUUGACCAGCAGGAUGCAGAGGUUGUGUGUAGAGAGCUGGACUGUGGGGCUCCUGUACAGGUGCUGGGAGAAGAUGCUUUUGGCAAAGGAGACGCUCAGAUGUGGACACAAGAGAUUCAGUGCAGAGGAAAUGAGUCUCAGAUUCAACUCUGUCCAACAUCCUCAAUCAAAAACAGCUGUUCACAUGAUAAAUACCAGGGUCUGUUCUGUGCUGAUAAAAAGAAUGUGAGGUUGGUUGGUGGUACCAGUCCCUGUGCUGGUAGAGUGGAGAUUCUUCAUAGAGGGAUGUAA